UGUGCUCGCCUAAUACUGUGAUCGUAUUAGUUAGGCUAGCAUUGGGUGCUAUAGGGUUGUAUAAUUUUAAGCCGUUUGCGUUGUUCAUGCUUGAUUCGUAAAAAGUGUGAAACAUUCUUAAAGGUGAUUGCAUACAGGUUGCCCAUACUUUUUUAAAGUUUUGUUCUUCUUUUUACUUGAUGAUCAUUAUUCUACACAAUUAUAAUGACAUAAGAAAAGAAUUAUAUGUAUAGCCGGCUGCUGGAAGCAGACAUGAUGAAUAUCCGGGAUCUUGGGUCGCCUCCCUGAGAAUUGGGUUGUAAAAUGGCGGUGCAGUGUGACGGAGGUGGAAAAGACGAACUAAAAACACAAUUCAUGACACGUGAAGGAGUGUACAAACUGAUGACCCAUUCCGAAUAUUCAAGGCCUAAUCGUGUUGGCUACAACACACAGACAAACACACCCGUAAAAGUAUCAUUUGUGACCUUACCCGACCAGCCUACAGGAUGUAGUGAUCAUAUUUGCUUCAAUGUUGGAAGAGAACUGUAUGUUUAUGUAUAUAAAGGUGUUAAAAAGGCAGCAGACCUCACAAAACCUGUGGACAAACGUGUUUAUAAAGGCACCUACCCCACAUGUCAUGACUUUAACCUGCACACAGUAACUAGUGAAAAUGCAUCUCUGUUAGUUGGCUUUUCUGCUGGUCAGAUCCAACUUAUUGAUCCUAUCAAGAAAGAACUUAGUAAACUUUACAAUGAAGAAAGGUUAAUUGACAAAACAAAAGUAACUUGCUUAAAGUGGGUGCCAGAUUCUCCAAAUCUUUUCUUGGUUUCUCAUAGUAGUGGACAGAUGUAUGUUUAUAAGGAUGAUUUACCAUGUGGAACUACACCUCCACAUUACCAAAUGUUUAAACAAGGAGAAAGCUUUGCUGUGUAUACCUGUAAGACAAAAAGUACAAGAAAUCCCUUGUAUAGGUGGGUUGUGGGAGAAGGCUCCUUAAAUCAAUUUGCAUUUUCACCUUGCUCCAAAUACCUAGCAACUGUGAGUCAAGAUGGAUUUCUUCGUGUGUUUAACUAUGACACGAUGGAUCUUGUUGGAUUGGUUCGUAGCUACUUUGGAGGGUUGUUAUGUGUAUGUUGGAGUCCAGAUAGCAAAUAUGUUGUCACAGGAGGUGAAGAUGAUUUAGUAACUGUGUGGUCUUUUCUUGAGAAGCGGGUGGUUGCCCGGGGUUAUGGACACAAAUCCUGGGUGAAUGUUGUGGCAUUUGACACUCACAACAUAUCCUAUGCAGAUAGUAUUGACUUUGGAAGUGAAGAAGACCUGUCACAAUUAAUAGCUUCAGCAGAGCAAAAUGAUACUUCAAAACUAGGAAUCCCAAAUAAUUCGAAGUCAAAUGCAGCAGUGUCAGGUGCUUAUCGAACUUCACUAGCUACGUGCAAUAGAAGUUCUGUAGAUAUGCGUUCAUUAACUAUCACUUCUUACAGGUUUGGGUCUGUUGGACAAGACACUCAAUUUUGUCUUUGGGAUUUGACUGAAGAUGUUUUAAAACAACCAAUGGGACGGACACGAACUAGUGUAGUGUUGAAUAAUCCCUCCAUGCAGCUCCCAUCUGUUACAAAGUGCAACAGUGUUGGUCAUGCUCAGGCAAAUUGUAUAGCUAAGGAUACCUCUGUGGCAGAUGGUAACUUAGUUUUACCUCUAAAUCUUGUCAGUAAAAGUGGUACUUUAGAAAGAAAAAAACAAGACAAAGAACAUAAAAGGAAUUUCAGUCUUUCAUCACGUAGUAGUGAUAAAAAUAGUUUGAAUAAGUCAACUCACAGUAAAGUUUUGGAUGACCCUGUCAGAUUGAUUGGAACAACUAUCUGUCCAUGCCUUGAUGAAGUGCCAAUGUUAGAACCACUUGUGUGUAAAAAAAUUGCUCAUGAACGAUUGACAGACUUAGUAUUUAGGGAGGAUUGUGCUGUGACAGCAUGCCAAGAAGGUUAUGUAUGCACGUGGGCAAGACCAGGAAAGACGGGUCUUGUUCAGCAAUCAUUGUCCUCCCACAGUUCCAAUAACCCUUCAGCAGGAACUGUCGUAUAGCAUACAGUAACAGAAGAGCCUGGAGGUGUUUUUAGUCAUUAGGAACUGGAGAUACACUCACUAAUAACAAUCUAUUGAAAAAAAAAGUUUAGAAUUGGGUAUUUCUACUGGCCUGCCAACUAGUCCCAUGGAAUUAUAUAUAUUGGCUAGUAUUCCUACCAGAAGUGCUCAUUAUCAUCACAUAAUUCAUGCAAGAACUUUGUGCAGAGCAGUCAUAUGGUCUACACUAGUAACAUCUCAUCUCAUAGUCAAUAGGACAAUUUAAUAUAAUUGAAGAAACUCUGUGGCAUGGAACAUCAUCAUUCAUCUAGGACAGUCUGUGGUGUGUGGAGUUCAUAUCCUGUUAUACAGAACUGUUUUUUUUUUCAUUUUCUUACAUGCUUGGUUCAGCAUAUGAAGGUGAUUUUCCAUGACAUAGAACACUGUCAUUCAUCUUUAAUAGUAUUCUGCUUUUUCACCUCUUUAAGUUAUUCAGAUAAUGUUAAAAAUUUGUGGUGAACUGUCAGUUAUGGUCUGAGUAAAAUCAAGAUUUGCGAACUCUUAGAACUUGAUUACAUCUAUGCUAAUUUAGAUACCAUCUAGUUAUAGCUGGAAUUAAACAUUAAAUCUUUUUUUUUUUGAAAAGCUACUUGCUAUAUUAAAUUCAAAUUCAGUAACUUAUAAGUUGUGUAUUUUUAAAGGUUAUACAGAAUUCAAAAAGAUAGUCUUACAGCUAGACUGUAAUUUUUUUCUUAACAUAAAAAACUUGCUGUUACCUCUUUAGUUUUACAUCAUUUUCAGAUUGGAUAUACUUAUGAGCUUAAAAGUAGUAGAAUGAUAAAUCAAAAUUCUUUACAGUAAUAAACAAAUAUGUGAUUAAGUUACAUCUGUUGUAUUUUUAAUAAGUGUUUUAUGAGGUUGUAAAAGAUUUAUAAAAGUGAUGUAUUCUUGAAGUUUCAACAGUUUAAAUGUAAUGGCUUUAAUUAUGUUCUAAGACAGUUAGAAAAAAGUGUAAUGAGAUGAAUUAUGUAUACUCUUUCCAAAUGGAGAUGUGUUGAAUUGUAUGAAAAUAUAGAUGUUUACAUAACUGGAAUACAGUGCAUGGUUUUUGCAUGUGUAUACUCAAUCAUAGCACUAAUAGUAAGGCUAUACAUAGGUAUACUUCCCCACACAGUUAACUUGCUACUUUAAAUCUUUGUCAGUUUAUAUUCUACAGCCAUAUCAUAAGAAUAUGACAUAUUGUUCUCUAACAAAUUUGUCAUUUAAUUUUCAGGAAUCAUGUAUAUUUCUGUAGGACUUGUGUAUAGAUACAUGUCAGAAUUAGCUUACAAUAUCCACAAAGAGGCAUUACUAAGAAAUAUCAAAGUAUCAUUAAACUGGAUAAUUCUUUGUUGUUUAAAUGUCUUUAUAUAAGUAUUUGAGAUAUUUUACUUGAAAUCAAAAAUCCGUGAUUAAAAUUUAUGCAGCUUUGUAGAAAGGCUACAAGAAAAUACAUGAUAAAACACCAAAAACUUAUUUUGCUGAAUAGUGGGCAUAUGCUCUUAGUGUAUUAUACACCAUUGUGGAGAUCUCAUCAUAACUAUAAGCUAUAUUCAAGAUGGGUGCCUGCAGUACAACAAGCAUGCUUACUGGUGGAACUAAAAUUGUAUUUUAUAUAUGUUUGCACCAUCCUUUAUGAAAGGCUGUUUUAAUGAAACCUCAUAUAUUGGCUUUCUGUAUCAUGAACUUAUGAUUCAGUGUAAUAAAAAUCUUAUUUUAAUGCCUUCCAAUUUCACAUAUGUAAAUUUAAGUACUGUCAAGCUAUACAAACUAUAUAUAUAUAUAAUUCAUAACUGAAACAUUUGGUUACUAAAUAGAUAUGCUUCCAUCUGUUAGUUUUAAAGUAAGCUAAUCAUAUGCUUUCAUCAGGAGGUAAAAAAAUAGCAAUACUGAAUAACAUUGCUGUGAGCUUGGAAAUAUUCAUUUGAACGUAACUAGAUUACUGUAUGAUGUGAUGUCCAACUUUAAGAGAGUGCUCUCCAGUGUAAAAGUUUAUUUAUUUGUAAUUGUUUUUGUUGUUUUUAAAAUGAUGUAUUUAGAAAUGUAUAUUUUCAUGUUAUUUCCCCAAAAUUUAUAUUAAUCAAGUUUAUUAAAUAUAUGAGAAAAUGUGUAUCACAAGUUUCUUGUAUGAAAACUAAGUUUGCUGUUUCCACUGAAAUCUAUGGUUUAUAGUUUUAUAAAUAAAUUAUUGCAAAGUUGUUGUUUGAAAGGUAAUUUUUUAAGUUUAGAACUCCUUUAAAAACAAACCAAAAAAAAACCCACUGUGAGUCUAACUUAAGUUUAUUCUGAUGUCAAAUUUGAUGGAUGAAGUUUGUGGAGUACGAGUUAUCAAUUAAUUCCAUUCUCUCAGAUAAUUCACAUACUUAUUUACAUUUUCAUACAUCUAAUAAUUAGUAUAAAGAUUUUGCUAGGGCCCUGUCUACGCUCAGUUUAGUACACACUGUCAGGCCAAUUAUCAUAAGAGUUAUGUAGCUACACUGAAAAGCUUUUAAAUAACAGGAAAACAAAAUAAAAAUACCAAAGUAAGAUCUAGAAAAAAGACAAAAUACAAUAAAGACAAGUAUACUAGCCAAGUUUUAAAAAAUAAACCACAAGUGAUAAGAGAAAAUAUUCGGAAAACUUGUCCACAAAAUUUUGUUUUUUCACAUUUAAAUUUAAAAUAACACAUCAAAUCAUUUAACUGAUUAGUGUUUAUUUGAGAAAAACAAACCGAAUGCUGACAUGAUCAAAUAAGAUCUAAUUUGUAAAAAAUCAGUGAAAGUAUAAUGAAUAAUUUUGAUUUAGACCUAAAGAUUUGGAAUAAAUAUUCUGUUUUUCAGAAUUAUAAGGGACGUACCACUAAUAUCCAGUAUGAGGUCUAAUGAGUAGUGUAGGGUUUGAUUCGAUGGGGAUCUGAAAGUGUACGUCGAUUCUUGAUGUAUGCAAAGGAGUAAGCUAAGUGAUUCACUUGAUCUAGAAGUUUGAGUGAAAUCUUGAGAUAUGGAGAACAUAGAUUUUAACCCAGUAAUUUCCAUGGGGUUUGGUUAUCAGAUGCUCCAAAAAUUUAAAUUAUUUUUGACAUGCAUAGAGUAUUUUUCUUCUAAUUAUAUUAUAUGGUCCAUCAAUUAUGUAUGUCACCCAAAGAAAUUUGUACUGGACUACAACAGAUACAGAGCUAGGUUGUAGAUUGAAGUAGGUGUAGACAGAGAACUAAUACUUGUUUCUGAGUUACAGAAGGUGAAUACACACAUAGUAUGAGAUAUAAUCAUAACAAGGUUUACAGGGAAUAUGGCAGAGGUAUAUUUCAGUCUAUGUACACAAGGUAACUUGUGAACAAAUGAAAAAGUAAAAUUAGAAAGCAGUAGUUUAUUAACGUAUUACGUUUUUAAACUUUUUUUUUUAUUUUUACUAGAAAGGCUGAGUAUUCUAAGCAUAUGUAAGAGCUGGCUUUCAAAUGCUACACAGAUGUUUGUUUUUUGUCACCAUAAAUAACUGUUACAUUUGAAGUUUGGUACUUCAUUAUAUUUCAAGACAUUUGCUAUGUUUCUCUUAUUACAGAAUACAUUUUGGUUUAUUAGUAGUUUAUGCUGUAAUUUAGCUAAUUUGGCAACUUUUCACUGCCCAAGAAUACUUUGUCUUUAUUGUAAAAUACUGUCAGAAUUUCUGAAAUAUUUUGCAAGUUUCUGUGUGAAUUUAAAGUUAAUAUUUCUGCCAUAUAACUGCAUUCUGUGAGAGUUAUUUUAUAACCUAUGCCUAAUGCUCAGUAUUUGAAAAUUCUAUUGCACUGUCACUCGACAUUAUUUUGUAACCAAAGAUAUUUCAGAUAUAAUAUUAUGUACAUAAUACAGGAAUUACAUAUAUUAUCAUGCAUGUGUAAUGGAUAUUUAUUUAAAAUUAAUGAAGGCUUUAACUUGUAUCAUUGUUUUCACCUGUACUGAAAAACAGUAGGCAAAUUUAGUUUAAUAGUAAAAAAAUAUGCAAAAAAAUUUAUUUUUCAGUAUACCAUACUAGUACAGUUCACCACAUUCAAAACUUAUUCCAACUGUUCUGUCUCCCAGUUAAGUGAUAAGAGAUAGACAACUGUAAAUAGAUUAUUUUAGGCUGAGAACUAGUUUGCAAGGUGCCUCGAAACUCCUUUGUUACACAGCAGCAAUACUGAUGUUGUUGUUGGAGUGGAAAGUCAUAAUAUAUUGCAGAAAUGUUGAGAAUGAGUCAAAUAAUUUAAAUAGCUGUAAGUUUUUCUUUGACAAUAAACAUUUUACAAGAAA
Messenger RNA from Limulus polyphemus (Atlantic horseshoe crab), 6323 nucleotides. Its product is annotated as WD repeat-containing protein 20-like. Lineage: Eukaryota; Metazoa; Arthropoda; Merostomata; Xiphosura; Limulidae. The record is from RefSeq and is a predicted model, not a curated record. Gene Ontology annotation, molecular function: protein binding.